Monomorium pharaonis (pharaoh ant) is the source of this 2759-nucleotide messenger RNA. RefSeq names its product cytochrome P450 9e2-like. Lineage: Eukaryota; Metazoa; Arthropoda; Insecta; Hymenoptera; Formicidae. Bases 458 to 1978 code for a protein of 506 amino acids. The record is from RefSeq and is a predicted model, not a curated record. The transcript has a single exon. Gene Ontology annotation, molecular function: iron ion binding; monooxygenase activity; oxidoreductase activity, acting on paired donors, with incorporation or reduction of molecular oxygen.
AAGUGCGCCGUGAUCAUCUUAAGAAAAUAACAAUUAUCAAACUAACAGAACGUAUAUUACUGGAUAGGCCUUCGGAUUAAAAUCAAAGUUCGCGUUGUUGGAGUGCGUGCGCAACAUAUGCGUAGAUAACAACUAUUUUAAUUAAGUCAUAUUGAAUGUUUUAUAUAACAUUCUUAUAUGUGAUGUACUUCCAAUGAUAUUUUAUCGUAAAUACGGAUAGUAGUCAGUAGCACAAUGUUAUGCACAGUGUAUACGUCGCAUUGUUAGCCAAUUUAUUAAGUUAAACGUUUUUCAACAAAAGGCUUUAACAUAGCUGCGAUUUUUAUUUACGCCUAACUAAUACUUUAACAAAUGUGGAAAUUGAUUCAUCAAUCUGAAACAAAAACUAUCGACAGCUAGAAAUCUCAUAGAAACGUUUUUUGCUCAUAUAAUCACUAAUCUGAAGAUUCCUGUCACAAUGGAGACGUCUACUUUAGUUUUAACUAUUCUGACAGCAAGUAUUUGUUUAUAUUAUUUUGUGCUUGGCAAAUUGACUUAUUUCGAACGACUGAAGAUUCCGCAUGUGAAACCUAUUCCAUUGUUGGGUAACAUGGCACCUUUUAUUUUUCGCCGUAUAAGCCAUCCGGACCUUCUACUAAAAUUAUACAAUCUCUUUCCAAACGCAAAAUACUUCGGCUUCUAUGACUUUUCCACACCAACCUUUGUUAUCCGUGAUCCGGAACUAAUUUCUACGAUCGCUAUCAAACAAUUCGACAACUUUUGCGAUCAUAGUGAUUUAGUGAAUGAAACUCUCGAUCCGAUAGCCAGCAGAAAUCUGUUUAGUCUGCGAGGGGAUUAUUGGCGCGAGAUGCGAAAGCUCCUUAGUCCUAGUUUCACAUCCAGCAAAAUGAAAAUGAUGUUUGAACUCAUGAGUCAGUGUGCGGAGAAUUUUGCUAAUUUUGUGGCAACGGAAUCUGGAAAAAUCGGGAAAACAUAUGAUAUGAAAAGUAUACUUAGCAAAUAUGCUAACGACACGAUAGCCUCGUGCGCCUUUGGCAUCAGUGUGGAUUCUUUCAAACAUCCGAACAAUGAAUUCUUCAUGAUUGGCACUAGAGCAAUGAAUUUUGGGGGAGCUUGGUUAACUUUCGCGUUUUUCAUGCAUAAAAAUUUUCCAUUCCUGGCAAAUCUCUUCAAGAUACGAAUGUUUGGUCCAAAAGUAGAGAAGUUUUUCAAAGAUAUCGUUGCUAACACAGUUAAGGCCAGGGAUGAACAAGGAAUUAUUCGUCCAGACAUGAUUCAGCUGAUGAUGGAAACCAGAAAUAAGAAUAUCGGACCCAAAUUCGACAUCAACGAGAUGACUGCCCAAGCGUUCGUUUUCUUUCUUGCCGGAUUUGAUUCUGUAUCAACAACUAUGUGUUUCAUAACGAACGAAAUUGGUGUUAAUCCUGAUGUUCAGCGCAAAUUGAGAGAAGAAAUCGAGGACGUUCUCAGACAGACCAAUGGUAAUCCUACCUACGAGGCUAUUAAUGGCAUGAAGUAUUUAGACGCCGUGGUAAAUGAGAGUAACAGAUUGUAUCCGUUAGCACAUUUUCUUAACAGAGUAUGCGUUAAAAACACUGAAUUGCCACCAGUGACUCCGGAUGGCAAACCGAUCACUAUAAAGCCUGGAGAUUUCAUAUGGUUUCCAACUUAUUCUCUGCAUCGCGAUCCAAAAUACUAUCCGCAUCCAGACAAGUUCGAUCCAGAAAGAUUCCUUAACGGCAGUGUGGACAACUCGGUGUAUCUACCAUUCGGUAUCGGGCCCAGAAUUUGCAUAGGUAAUCGAUUCGCUCUAAUGGAAAUAAAAAUCAUGCUGUUCUAUCUACUAUGGCAUUGCGAUCUUGAACCCGACAUUAAAACCAAAGUUCCAAUGGUAUUAAAGAAGACAUUGAGCAUGACAGCGGACGGAGGUUUCUGGUUGAAGUUGCGAGCAAGGAGUCAGAAAAUUCCGGUUACGUAAUAUUUAUCAAACGGAUACGACGAAUAGUGAUGUAGCAUAUAUAUUUCAUUUCAAAUGUCGAAUAUUUUGUUACGUAUAUUUUUUAAAUAAUUGAAGUGAUAACAUGUUCAUGUUUACGCAAAAGAUUUUUAAACAAUAUGUUUAUAUAAACUGACAAAUAUUCAUUCAUUCAGCUGUUCAUAUUUUUUAGAAUAGUUUGAAAUAGUUUUCGCUUAUACUUAAUUAAAAAUUCACAUCCAAACAGCAAUAAAAUUUUUAAUUUAUCUUUUAGAAUUUAGUUCUAUUUUGGCGAGAUAAUAUAAAUCUUGGUCAAUUAUACUCUAAAAAGGACGAAUAAAGAAAAAAAAUGUAUAGCUCUUUACUUAAAAAAAAUAUAUAUAUAUAUAUUUUUUUUUCUUAUGUCUUGCAAUUGAAUAUAAAAGGUAACUUUAUAUAACGUCUUAAUAUAAUAUUAAUCAAUUCAGUAUGUUUGUUGAUUAAACACACUAUAAUUAACAAAACACAAGAAUUAUUAAUACAGUAGAGAAAAAGAUGGUAAUAUGGCCAUCGAUUUACAUUAUAUACAAUAACUGUUAAUAAUUAAUAUUUUAAAAUAAAAUAUAAUGAUUAUAUUCAUUAAAGUGUUGUUCAUUAAAUUUUAGAUUUAAAGUUAUGUAACAUUUACUAUAUUAUUGUGUAUUAUUAAUUAUAAAAAUGUAGCAAUACUGUAUAAUAAGCCAAAGAGGAACAGAGAUUGUAAUUAUAUAUUUUUCAUAUUACACUAAUCAAUGUUGGCACAAUA